CAAUGAAUUUUUGAAAAUAUUGUGUAAAUCAUAAAUUAUUUAUCAUCUUUCUUUGUUUUUUAUAAUUUUGCAGGGGCAGCGAUCAAACUAUCUCCACAAUAGAAGAUGGAGGGACGACCUGGAGUCGACAGCAGAAUGCAGUGUCAGUGCGACAUGCAUUCAAGAAUUAUGGACCGAAAUCAAAGCCUAAUCAAGUACUUAAUAAUUUAAAUAUGACUGUGGCCAAAGGAACAAUAUACGGGCUUUUGGGUGCAUCGGGCUGCGGUAAAACAACUUUACUGUCAUGCAUCGUAGGUAGAAAACGAUUAAAUUCAGGAGAGAUUUUUGUUUUGGGUGGAAAGCCAGGCACACGUGGAUCAGGUGUUCCCGGAAAACGCGUCGGUUACAUGCCUCAAGAAAUUGCCCUUUACGCCGAAUUCUCCAUUAAAGAAACGAUGAUGUAUUUCGGUUGGAUUUUUGGAAUGCAAACAUCAGAAAUCAUCGAACGCCUUCACUUCCUGCUCAACUUUCUCGAUUUGCCAUCGGAGAAUCGUCUUGUGAAGAAUCUCAGUGGAGGUCAACAGCGUCGUGUGUCAUUUGCCGUCGCCCUCAUGCACGAUCCAGAAUUAUUGAUUCUCGAUGAACCAACUGUUGGUGUUGAUCCACUUCUUAGACAAAGUAUUUGGAAUCAUUUAGUUCAUAUCACAAAAGCCGGACAAAAAACAGUCAUCAUCACAACACAUUACAUUGAAGAAGCUCGACAAGCACACACGAUUGGUCUGAUGAGAUCAGGUCGUCUCUUAGCUGAAGAAUCGCCACAAGUAUUGCUGUCAAUUUAUAGAUGUUCAAGUCUUGAAGAUGUUUUCUUGAAACUAUCACGGAAGCAAGGACAAUCACAACAACCAUCAGAGUUAAAUAUAAGCAACAAUAUUUCCCUCUCAGCCUUGGCAUUUGGAAGCAAAAAAGACAAUCCCGUCUACAUAAGCCAAGAAAGUGGCGUCAUAGGAUUAAAUUUUCAUCAAAGUAAAGAAGUUCUGAUUAGUGAUAGUAAUGGAUCGUCGUAUGGACUUAAUGGAAGUACGCCUGCCCUUCCUGCCGCCGGUCAAAAUCAAUCGGCUAUUGAAUGUGAUGAUUGUGGUGUAGAUUGCUGUAAUUUCACAACACGCGGUAAGAUUCGUGCACUUUUGCAAAAGAAUUUUCUGAGAAUGUGGCGUAACGUUGGUGUGAUGCUUUUCAUCUUUGCACUUCCUGUUAUGCAAGUCAUUCUCUUCUGCUUGGCUAUCGGACGUGACCCAACUGGACUUAAAAUCGCAAUUGUUAACAAGGAAAUGAAUGGUUCAGGAAACUGUUAUUAUGAGAAAGGCUGCUCGUUUACGAAUCUUUCAUGUCGGUACUUAAGUCAUUUGAAUUCAAGCAUUGUGCAAACAUAUUAUGAGGACGUGGAUUCUGCGAAGAUGGCGGUUGAACAAGGUGAUGCUUGGGGUGCAAUGUACUUUACUGAGAAUUUCACUGACGCUUUAGUCGCUCGAAAUGCACUUGGACGUGACGCUGACGAGGAAACAUUAGAACAAUCAGAAAUUCGUGUUUGGUUAGACAUGUCAAAUCAGCAAAUUGGAAUUCUACUUAAUCGAGAUCUUCAAUACACUUACCGAACAUUCGCGCAAGAUUUACUUGAACAAUGUGACAACAAUCCGAAACUUGGUGAUGUUCCAAUUCAAUUUAAAGAUCCGAUUUAUGGAACGAAUGAACCGUCUUUCACUGACUUUGUUGCUCCUGGUGUUAUUCUAACAAUUGUUUUCUUCUUGGCCGUUGCAUUGACAUCUUCAGCAUUGAUUAUUGAACGUACUGAAGGUCUUCUUGAUCGUUCAUGGGUUGCUGGUGUGACGCCAUUUGAAAUACUCUUUUCACAUGUUGUAACACAAUUUGUGGUCAUGUGUGGUCAAACAGCUCUCGUUCUUCUCUUCAUGAUUAUUGUGUUUGGCGUUACGAAUAAUGGCGACAUUUUCCUAGUCAUAAUAUUGACAAUUCUUCAAGGAUUAUGUGGCAUGUGCUUUGGUUUUGUCAUCUCAGCAAUUUGUGAGCUUGAACGAAAUGCCAUUCAAUUGGCACUCGGGUCUUUCUAUCCGACGCUUUUAUUAUCAGGCGUCAUUUGGCCAAUUGAGGGAAUGCCAUAUAUUUUAAGAAAUAUUGCUGUUGGAUUGCCAUUAACAUUAGCCACAUCAUCUCUUCGUUCAAUCUUAACACGUGGAUGGGGCUUUCUUGAGUUCGAAGUUUACAUGGGCUUCGUCGCAACAAUUUCAUGGAUUGUACUCUUCCUUGUCAUCACUAUGGUGGCACUUAAUUACUUCACAUUGUUUGCUCCAAAGUAUGUGACGCAAGAUAACGAUUACCAGAUUUCUAUAACAUCGCAGGGAUACGCUAAGCCACAAGAAUUCGAAAUUUCUGUCAUCGAUUCUAAUUUAACAACUUUACUUAAUAAAAGCAUAAUAAUUGACAAUGAUUCCACAAAAGAGAUAAGUCUUGACGUGAGAAGUCUUGAAAGUUUUGUGCUUAGUUUAACAACUUAUUAUCUGCAAGUCAAGACGAUUGAAAAUGGUAAAGAUGUUGUACUAAAGGAAAGGUUGACCUUACAUAAUACAAGAAGAUCUGGAACAAUAACAGCUUUUGUGCAAACUGACAAAUCAAUUUACAAACCGUCUGAUAAGAUUCAAUUUCGUGUUCUCAUCUUAAAUGCUGAUACGAAACCAUUAAUUUUCAAAAGAAAGGUCCAAGUUCAAAUUACUGACGGAGCAGAUAAUCGCGUAAAGCAGUUCGAUGAUGUAACAUUGAUUAAAGGAGUUUAUCAAAAUGAACUUCAACUUUCUGACAUGCCAGUAUUGGGUAAUUGGAAUAUUCGAGUGAUUGAUGGUAGACAUGAGUUGAAGGUAAAGAACUUUGAAGUAGCUGAAUAUACUUUGCCAAAGUUUGAAGUAACCAUUGAAUCAAAUCCACAUGUAAGUUUCAAAGAUGGAAAAAUCAGAGCAACUGUCAAAGCCAAAUUUACUUUCGGAAAAUUUGCAAAGGGAAAUGCAACAAUCAUUGCCACAGUUGAUCGAAAAAAAGCAUCGAAAACUGUUGAAGUAGAUGGAAAGAAAUCUGUUGAGUUUAAUAUGAAAAAUGAUUUAGGAAUUUCAGAUAAAAAGAAAGAAAAGUCGGUGACUGUCGAUGUAACAUUUAAAGAAGAGUUAAGUGGACGAGAACAGAAUGAAACAACAAUUGUUAAGAUUCAUCCAACACCACAUUACAUCGAACUUAAAACAAGCCAUGAUCAGUUCAAGAAUGGUCUUCCUUUCUCUGUAACUGCAUUUGUGAAAUAUCAUGACAAAGACGCUCCAGUUGAGGAUAAUUACAAUGCUGUUGUGUUCACAAUCAAACAUUUCUAUGAAGGCAUCGAAACAUGCUCACCUAUUGGGUUUCGAUCGAGAGAUCGUCCUUUUAUUCCUCGAUUACGACGAAGCCAACCUCAUUCAAGUUAUCAAUGUCGUAAAGAAAAAUCUUAUAACGUUGAAAAAGAAGUCAUGAUUUCAAAUGGAAUUGCUACACUCGAGAUUCCUUCUUUCCCUGCCAACACCACAAAGAUUACUGUCAAAGCAGAAUAUUUGGAGACUUCAAAAAUGACAUCGGAGAUUAAAAAAACUCCAUCUGAGUCCAAAAUAUUCCUACAAAUCAAACCUUUAAGCCAAAAAUUAAAAGUUUCUGAAAAAGUCAAAAUUGAUGUAAUUUCAACAAAUAAUCUGAGAAAAUUGACUUAUCAUGUUCUAAACUAUGAAAAGAUUUUCAUAUCAAAGACUGUUGAAGUUCCCAAUGAGAAAGAAAUUUCGAUUGAAUUAACACCAACCAUUGAAAUGGCACCAAACUCAUAUUUUUAUGUUUUUUACAUCACAUCUGAUGAAAAGUCAGAAGUAGCAGAAAUAUUAAAGCAGAAAGAGAAGAAAAUUGAGAAGGAAAAGUCUAAAUUUGUACAGGAUGGGUGGUGGAAGUCAUUAGCCUGGAAUGAAAUGUUAACUGGUUUAUUAAUCAUAACUAACGUUGAAGAUCCACACUAUUCUGUAGAAUUGCCACCAGAAAGACGUCGAUAUCCUAUUCAUCGCACAUCAUAUAACGGUCUUCGAUUUGGUGGAAAUGCUCAAUCAGCCUGGUCAUCACCAAGUUAUUCAUUCAGCUCGGUACCAUCGUUUGCUAGAACUGGCGGAAUUCCUGGACCAGUUAACAUACCUAAAAAUCGACCUGACUCCGUCAUAACUCAGCCAAUUCCACAAAGAGAAAUAAAAAUCCGAAACACUUUCCCUGAAACUUGGAUUUUUGACAGCAUCGAUUUUGAUACAAACACUCAAAAUGUAACAAUCUCCAAGAAAGUCCCCGACACAAUUACGUCAUGGAUAAUCACAGGAUUUUCAGUAGAUCCAAUGAAAGGUUUAGCAUUGACAGAACAACCAACAAUGCUCAAUGUUUUUCAAUCGUUCUUUGUUACAACCAACCUGCCUUAUUCAAUCAAACGUGGUGAAGUUGUUUCAAUUCCGAUUGUAGUCUUCAACUAUCUAGAAAGUGAUCAACAAGCUGAAGUCACAUUAUUCAACGAAGAAAGAGAAUUUGAAUUCACAGAAGUUAAAAAUGAUGAAAAUCAAUUGGAACGUCGUAAAAGAUCGAUUGAGAGUCAAAGGAAGAAGAACGUCGUGAUCAAAUCUCAAAGUGGAUCAUCAAUUUCAUUUAUGAUUCGUCCAUUGAAGGUUGGUCACAUCAAGAUUAAAGUAACAGCAAAUUCUGCUAUUGCUGGUGAUGGAAUCGAAAGACCAUUAAUAGUUGAACCAGAAGGUGUCACUCAUUAUAAAAAUAAAGCUCUCUUAAUAGAUCUCAGAAACAAUUCCGAGUUUAAGACAAACGAAGUCAUCGCAAUACCUUCAACUGCUGUUCCAGAUUCUACAAGAAUUGAAUUCUCGGUUAUUGGUGACAUUUUAGGACCUUCCAUUGAAAAUUUGGAUAAAUUGAUUAAACUUCCUUACGGAUGUGGUGAACAAAACAUGUUGAAUUUCGUUCCAAACAUCAUCGUUUUAGAUUAUUUAACAUCAAUCAACAAAGUUACAUCUGAAAUCGAAGCUAAGACCAAAAAGUACAUGGAGACGGGAUAUCAACGAGAGUUGAGGUACAAACAUAAUGAUGGAUCUUACAGUGCAUUUGGUAAAAGUGAUCGCAAAGGCAGUACUUGGUUAACAGCUUUCGUUGCUAAAUCAUUCUAUCAGGCUUCUAAAUACAUAACAAUUGAUGACGAUAUCAUCAAACAAGCUUUAGAUUUUCUUGUGAAUAUCCAAGCAACAAAUGGAAACUUUCCAGAAGUUGGACAUGUUUCACACAAAGACAUGCAAGGUGGAUCAUCGAAAGGCAUUGCAUUAACAGCUUACACAUUAAUCACCUUCCUUGAAAAUGAAAAACUAUCGAAAACCUAUCAAUCUACAAUUGACAAAGCUUUAAGUUACAUCAUUGAUAAUAUCGAAAGUCUCAACGACGAUUACUCGCUGGCUAUUUCUUCUUAUGCGCUUCUUCUUGCAAAACACGAUGUCGGAUAUUCUUUGCUUUCCAAACUUCAGGAAAAUGCAGUGAAAUCGAAAGGAUUGACACAUUGGGAGAAAUCGGUAAAGCCAAGAGAUGAUUCGUGGGAUUCACGACCAAAUUCAAUUGAUAUUGAAAUGAGUGCUUAUGGACUUCAAGCUUUACUUGAAGGGAGAAAGGAAUAUGAAGCUUUUGCUGUCAUGAAAUGGUUGAUAAAACAGCGAAAUGAGAAUGGAGGUUUCCAAUCAACCCAAGACACUGUAGUUGGCAUCCAAGCUUUGUCCAAGCUUUCUGCUAAGUUUUAUUCAUCUGACAUUGAAAUUGAAAACAUGGUGAAAUAUCAGAAUGGCGAAGCAUCUUUAAGUGUCAAUGGAGACAAUGCAUUCAUUCUUCAGAAACAUGAAUUGCCAUCUGAUGCAAGAAACUUUGAGAUAACUGCAAAAGGCAGAGGAGUGAAUCUUCUCCAAUUGUCUUACAAAUACAACAUGAACGUUGCUGGAACGGUUCCAAGUUUCUUAUUGGAAGCAGAAGUCGAAAAAAUCUCCAACAAAGAAUUUUUACAGCUCAAAGUCUGUACUAAUUAUGUACCCAAUGGAGCUUCUAAAAACUCCAAUAUGGCUAUUAUGGAAGUGACUUUACCAAGUGGUUUCACUUACGAUACUGAUUCAUCACCAGAACUUCUCUCAACAGAGAAUGUUAAGAAAGUUGAAACUAAAGAUGGGGAUACAAUCGUUGUUGUCUACUUCAACGAUCUGAGUGAGACUCAAAUUUGUCCACAGUUCAAGGCUUAUCGAACUCAUAGUGUAGCGAAACAAAAAGCAGCUCCAAUAAUUGUCUACGAUUAUUAUGAGAAUUCUCGUCGUGCUACAACCUUCUACAAUCCACCAGAGAUAUCUCUUUGUGAUAUUUGUAAUGGCGCUGAAGAAUGCAAAGAAGAUUGUGAACAAAUGGAGAUAAAUGUUGUAGCCACAUGAAAUAUUGUUUAAAGUUCAGAGAAGAAUCUCUUCAUAAACCGCCAAUUUUUUGUAUUCUUUCUGAAAUCUUUUCAGCACUAAAUUGAAAACUUCUGUGUAAAAGUUUUACUAAAUUUUGAUGAGCUGUUAAAUUUAAUUAAAACUAUUUGAGCAAUUGUAUCACCAAUUAAAUGUUUCGAGCAUAUUUAUUAUUGCUUUCUAUUAUUUCACCCUUCAGUAGAAAAUUCAUUUGAUUUUUCGUCAUUAAAAAGUUUGUUUCCUAUUUCUAAAUUGAAGUCAAAAUAACACAAAAAGUUGCGGAAUAAAGGAAUCGUCACGUUCAGUGUUAACUUAGCACAAAUGUUAAAUUAAAAGUUCCUAAUUCUUUCGGAAGAUGGCGUACGUUCGAUGACUUGUGUUAUUUAACUGAUUUUUGACAAGCAGAUGCGAGAUUGUUUUGCACAUCAGAGAUCAGAUAAUAUGACAUUGCAAUGCAUUGACUCAUUCAAAAUUAAGGCAUCGAAUUGAUUAUACUACCUAAUAUUUAAUGUAAUCUACUCUAUUUCAAAGUAUCUUAAAUAUUCUGAAAUUUAGAAAGCUUCUACAUUUUAAAAACACACAUUAUGGACCAUAUU
This is a messenger RNA of Clunio marinus, 7150 nucleotides long. The record is from the annotation of a GenBank genome assembly. Lineage: Eukaryota; Metazoa; Arthropoda; Insecta; Diptera; Chironomidae.